Molecule: messenger RNA, 1302 nt
Organism: Entamoeba nuttalli P19
Lineage: Eukaryota; Evosea; Mastigamoebida; Endamoebidae
Product: TBC domain containing protein
Exons: 1
Coding region: 1-1302 (433 amino acids)
Biological process (GO): activation of GTPase activity; intracellular protein transport
Molecular function (GO): GTPase activator activity
Source: RefSeq, a predicted model, not a curated record
AUGGAAAAAGAUAAAUGGAAAGAAUUGUUUAGUAAAGAUAUAAUUGACAUUGAUAAAAUGAAGAAAUUAAUAUAUAAAGAAGGAGUUCCAAAUGAUUCAGUAAUCCGAGCGAAUGUAUGGAAAUUAUUACUUGGAUAUUACACACCAAGAAAAAGAGAAUGGGAAGAAAUUGAUUAUAACUGUUUAGAGCAAUAUGAAAAAUAUAUAAAAAAUAUUUAUCCGAAAUAUCCAUCAACAUUAUUAGAUAAAACAUGGAAUGAAAUAUGGAAAACAACAGAGAAUUGUAUUGAUAUAUAUCCAAUAGAAAGAAGUUCAUUUGAAUUAAAUGAAAUUGAAUUAAAAAGAAUACAAUUAAUAGAAAAAGAUAUUAUAAGAACCGUUAUUGGAGCACCAAUUAAUAGAGAUGAACCAAUUCGACAUGACUUAGGAUUUAGAAGAAUAUUAUUUAUAUUAUCAUUAACAAAUGGAGGAGUGUCAUAUGUUCAAGGAAUGAAUAAUUUAUGUAAUGUAUUUUAUUCAUUAUUUGCAUCAUCUUCUAAUCAACCAGAUUAUAAACUUGUUGAAUCACAAACAUUUGGUUGUAUGUUUCUUCUUAUUGAUUUAAUGAGAAAUUGGUUUUUAUCAUCAAAUGAUAAUCUUCCAAAUGGAAUUAAUGCAUCAAUGAAACAAGUUGACAGUUUAUUACAACAAACUGAUAAUAAACUUUAUAAUCAAUUUAUUUCUAAUGGAAUAGAAAGUAGUUUAUAUAUGUUUAGAUGGUUAACAUUAUUAUGUUGUAUGGAAUUUACAUUAUUUGAAACGUUUAUGUAUUGGGACUUUUUCUUUAUUGAUCUUCAUGAAUUUGUAUUAUUAAAAGUAGUGUGUUGUAGUAUAAUUCUGUGCUUAAAAAAAGUACUUAUUAAUAAAGACUUCUCAUCUACUCUUAAAAUUCUUCAAAAUAUUCCUUCAAUUUCUCAUUCUAAAGUUAUUAAGAAAUCUAAAAAGAUUCUUAAAACAAUUCUUCAUUUUAAAAUUCAUCAUUGUACUUCUCAAUUUCCUUUUAAUGCUUUUAUGCAUAUUAAAAGUUCUUCUUCUCAUGUAAAUUAUUCAUUAAAUAAAUCACUCAUUUCAUUGAAUAAUGAAAAUUCUUUAUCUCCAUCACAAUGCAAACAAGUUGAUGCUUAUGAUCAUUUGUCUUCUCCUUCUCAAUGUAAUAAUUCUCUUCUCUUGGAAAAAAAACCAUCAGAUCUUUCACAAAUUAAUAGAAAACAUUCAAUGGAUCAGUCUAAAAGAAAAGUAAUUCAUCUUAAAACAAUCAAAUAG